AUGUGGAAGAUUAUAGCUCUUGUGAGCCUUGCUUCAGCAGCGCCUACCAGUAACAUCGAUUUUACACCCCUAAAUGACUUCUCUUUAAAACUCCUAUAUAAUACUUACGCGUUUCAAGAGAGCUACGGACAGAAGAAUGUGGUUAUAUCACCGUUGUCUAUAUGGAGCAUGUUCGCGUUACUCGCCGAGGGUAGUUCUGGUGACACAUUCAAUGAGUUAAUGAGUGAACUGAGAUUUCCAAAUGAUAUGAGAGUUACUGCUGCCCUCCAUUCAGCUGUUUCCGGCAUAUUGCUAAGAAGAGACCAAGAUGUUACUUUGGACGGAGUGUCAGGAAUGUUCGCUGAUUGCAACCUGAAUAUUCAUCAGGAUUUCUGUCAAUACGCUAAGAAUUUUGACACACAAGUUUUUCUGGUUGAUACUAGUAAUACAACUUUACUUGCCAAUGAUAUAAAUAAUUUUAUCUGUAGGGUCACACAAGGCAGAAUAGCAGAGGCAGUAUCUCCUCGCGUCUUAGAAAAUCUUAGAAUGAUUUUAGUAGAUGGUUUAUAUUUCAAAGCAAACUGGACACACCAGUUCGACCCUACACAGACGCGGGAAGAAGCGUUCUAUAAUUACCAGGGUAAAAAAAUUGGAUCCGUGAACAUGAUGUAUCAUAAGGCUCCUCACAAUAAUGGGGAUUUGCCUCAAAUAGGUGCUCAAAUUCUUGAAAUGCCAUACGGAAAAAACGAGCAGUUAUCGAUGCUAAUAUUGCUUCCGUUCGACGGUAUGCCUCUACAAAAACUAUUAGAAAAUUUAUCGCGGGAACCAUUGACAUGGUUAAACGAGUUCCAAACAUCAGAAGGGCUAUCAGAAAUAGACUGCUAUAUACCUAGAUUCAAGAUUACUUCCAAAUCAGACAUGAUACCGCCAUUAAUGUAUAUGGGUAUACGAAAUAUUUUUGAUUAUGGAAAAGCUCAAAUGCCUGGCAUCUCCGACAGCCCUCUAUACGUUUCAACAACAAUACAGAAUGUAAAUAUUGAGGUUACAGAAGAAGGAACUGUUGCUGCAUCGUCUACUGUUGUCGGAUUAGAAGAUAGAAUUCUCUCUCAGCGUUUCGAAGCAAAUAAAGAGUUUGUGUUCCUCAUAAGAGAAAAACAGUCUGGUGUGAUUGUGUUUGCCGGUGUGUAUGCAGAGCCAUCUCUAGUAUGA
Parnassius mnemosyne (clouded apollo) is the source of this 1188-nucleotide messenger RNA. The record is from the annotation of a GenBank genome assembly. NCBI's taxonomy places the organism in Eukaryota, Metazoa, Arthropoda, Insecta, Lepidoptera, Papilionidae.